AUGAUCCUAUUUAAUUUCAACGCUCAACACGACGUCCUUUUCACCUCUCCACGUGUCCUCCCCUUCUCUUUCUUUCUCCUCUAUCUAUCGCCUUCUUUUUUUCCAAACCUUAGUAAUCGGAAAGAUAAUUUAAUUCCAUUUUGUUCAGAUACUGAUCGGCCGAGGAGAAUUUUCCGGUUAGUUUUGGCUGUUUUGAAUUUGAAUUUGACGAAGACGAAGGAGAUGUACGUAGCUUCUAUGCGAAAGUCGUUUAAAGACUCUCUUAAAGUUCUUGAAGCUGAUAUUCAACAUGCCAAUACUCUAGCGUCGGAUUUUCCUAGAGAAUUUGAUGGUGCCUGCCUUCAGAUGAGAAUGUCAUAUAGUCCAGCUGCCCACCUGUUUCUUUUUCUAGUUCAGUGGACAGACUGCAAUCUCGCUGGAGCCCUCGGAUUGUUGAGGAUCCUGAUUUACAAGGUAUAUGUGGAUGGCACGACCACCAUGUCUACUCAGGAAAGAAAAGCAAGUAUAAGGGAGUUCUAUGCGGUUAUUUAUCCCUCUUUAUUGCAAUUACAAAAGGGGGUCGAUGAUACAGAAGAUAAGAAACAGAAAGCAGUAUGUAUGGAGAGGUACCGAAGAAGAAAUGAUGAAGAACAUAGGUUGCUUACGGAUGUUGACAUUGAAAGAGAAGAGGAGUGUGGAAUAUGCAUGGAGAUGAAUAGUAAGAUUGUAUUGCCUAACUGCAACCACGCCAUGUGCUUGAAAUGUUACCAUGAAUGGAGGUCAAGAUCACAAUCAUGCCCAUUCUGCCGCGACAGUCUGAAGAGAGUAAACUCCGGAGAUUUGUGGGUGUUAACUGACAGUAGAGACGUAGUGGACAUGGGGACAGUGACGAGGGAAAAUCUAAGGAGGCUAUUCAUGUACAUAGAUAAGUUACCACUGAUUAUCCCAGAUUCCCUUUUUGACACAUAUGAUUCCCAUAUUAGAUAAAGGCCAGACGAAGAGAACGAAAACUGUCUUGAAGCAUCUCCACCGUCUCCAUUGGUGUCUGGGAUGAGCGGUACUCACAUCCCAUAAGAUAAAAUGGGAAAUCAUUCAGAUUAGUUUUCAUUUCAUUUCCAUUUAUUUACGAAGUAUAAGAAAAUAGCUGAAAUUGUUUUGGUCAAGAAAAGAACGGUAGGCCAAAGAAAAGGGAAAUUUCAGUUUAGUUCUUCCCGCUUGCUUCUUAAUAGAGGAAGAAGUCCAACUUGAGGUUAUUAGAGUGUGGAGUUGGUAAGGUGAAGUUAAAUGUUGUAUUUACAGUGUAUAUGUAAAUUCUUCCUGUGUAUCUCAUAUGUAUAGUUUACCUACAUAUAUAUAGCUACUUGCAUUUGCUUAAUGCAAAUUCCAA
Mercurialis annua (annual mercury) is the source of this 1366-nucleotide messenger RNA. Its product is annotated as E3 ubiquitin-protein ligase AIRP2-like. The transcript is spliced from 5 exons. Bases 1 to 966 code for a protein of 321 amino acids. Gene Ontology annotation, biological process: protein ubiquitination. The record is from RefSeq and is a predicted model, not a curated record. Gene Ontology annotation, molecular function: ubiquitin protein ligase activity. NCBI's taxonomy places the organism in Eukaryota, Viridiplantae, Streptophyta, Magnoliopsida, Malpighiales, Euphorbiaceae.